Messenger RNA from Bathycoccus prasinos, 2499 nucleotides. RefSeq lists its product with no specific name. Gene Ontology annotation, molecular function: double-stranded DNA binding; telomeric repeat DNA binding; DNA helicase activity. The coding region runs from base 1 to 2499 and encodes 832 amino acids. Gene Ontology annotation, biological process: telomere maintenance; double-strand break repair via nonhomologous end joining; cellular response to X-ray. Gene Ontology annotation, cellular component: Ku70:Ku80 complex. The transcript has a single exon. NCBI's taxonomy places the organism in Eukaryota, Viridiplantae, Chlorophyta, Mamiellophyceae, Mamiellales, Bathycoccaceae. The record is from RefSeq and is a predicted model, not a curated record.
AUGUUCGACGAUUUUGAAGACAACGGAGAAGAGGAGGACUCCUCGGACGCGGAAUACGCGGACAUCGACGCCACCGCGGACGAUGGUCUGUUCGGAGGAACCCAAAAAGACAAGACAUCGUCCUCGGAAAAGGAAUCGAUCGUUUUUCUCGUCGAUUGCGCGAAAACGAAUCGACUGCCGAUUUCGAAAAACUACUUCUAUUACGGCGACGAUGCAGACGAUGAAAACACCAAAGAAAGCGAACAAACGCAGAAAUCGAGUAAUUACGUCCAAGUCGCGUUAAACGCGUACCGAAACGUCCUCAGAGACCGAGUGGUGUGCACUCCGGACGAUGAAAUCGGAUUAGUGUUUUACAACACGAAAAACCGUUCCGGCGAGUUGGAGUUUGAUAACAUUUUCGUCUUCCACGAGUUGGCGCCGAUUACCGCGGAAAGAGUCGGCGCGAUUGCAAACUUCAUCGAUAACGGAGAGUUUGGAGAGAUGUUAUUCGAAGAUCAAAUUGGAAGCAGCAAUUACGGUGAAGAAGAAGACAAAGAGAAGGAAGAAGAGAACGCGAUGAACCACGCGUUGUGGACGGCGUCGCACAUGUUGAGUAGGAACGCGAAGACGCGGAGGAGCGCGUACGUGUUCACGAACGACGAUGCGGUGUUUAGGUCGAAGAAAGAGGCCGAGGGGACGUCCUCAAUGGGCACGCCGAAGAAGGAGAAGAAGAAGAGCAAAAGUAGUAGGAAGACGGCGAAAGAAGCGACAAUCGCGAGGUGCGAAGAGAUGGCCAACGCGGGCGUGAAGUUAGAAUUGUUUCCGGGACCGAAAAUCGGCGACGACGGCAAACUCGUCGAACGCGACGGAGAGAAAGAGUUCGCGUUUCAAAAUUUUGACGUCUCCGAAGGGUCGUUUUGGCGAGAGGCGCUGAGGAAGUUCCGUUCCGCGAGGAAGAAACGAGAGAAGAAGGAGAUGACUCGCCGAAGGAAGAUUGUGAUGCAAACGCUGAAAGACGCCGGAGACGACGAGGAGGUACAGAGGAUGUUGAAAGAAGAAGAGGCGUGGAUGGAGAGACGGAAGAUUCGGAACAACGGUAUUGAGUUGCAACAGCACAAAACGGUCGUGAAAGAUACUUUGAACAACAACAACGAAGAUGAAAGAGCGUCGGACGAAGACGAGUGUUUAGAUAUCGUGCUCUCGUCGAAAACGAGAGUGGAAAACUUGGAGGUGGUCUCCAGACGCAAAGUCACCAGACGCCGACCUCGGAAAACGAAAGUUUGGUUCAACGACGGCACGUUCGCGUUGCCGUUCACUGUGGUACACUUGGUACAAAAGACAACUAAACCGGCGCCGAAAUACGUGGACGCGGAGGAUCAUCAAGAUUUAAGAACGGAAACGGUGUAUUUAGAUAAAGAAUCCGGAGAAGUCGUCGCGCCGAAGAAGUCGUAUUUAGAGAUUGGACCAGAGAAACAAAAAGUCAUCGUCAAGAACGCGGAGAAGCAAGCGACGUACGCGGCGAGUAAGAAUUUCCACGCGAACGCGUGUAAGCUUGGAAUGCACUGCUUAGGUUUCGUGGAUACGAGUGAAGUGACGCAACGAGAUCGACUGUUGAAAGGACAAGGUAAAUUCGUGAGAGCGGACGAAACCGUGUUUGGCGGAAAAGAGGCGUUUAGCGCGUUGUUAACGGCGUGCGCGGAAAGGCACGUAUCGAUGCUGUGCGCGGACGUGUACAACGCGAAGUCUCAGGUGAAGUACGUCGCGUUGAUCCCACAAGUUGAAAACGACGCGUAUUUAGGCGUUCCCGCGGGAUUCCACGUGGUUAAAGUUCCUUUUCGAGACGAUUUGCGCCAACCGGAAAAGGCAAUUGGCAAAUCUGCGCCGCAAACGAGCGCGACGGAGACGCAAAUCCAAGCCGCGGAAGCUUUGGUAGAAUCUCUGGAACUCCAAGAGUACCACCCGACGAGAAUUUCAAACCCGGAGUUACAGGCGCACUAUAAAGCUUUAGAAGCGAUCGCGUUGAACAAACGCAAAGUGGAGAAAAUCUCGGACGAUACCGCCCCGCCGAUUGAACAGCUUUGGAAAGAGCACGGCGUCAUCGCGCACAUUCGUAAUUUCAGUCAAACGACGUACGGCAUCGAACAACAAGACCGAGUUGGUGGAAACGACGAGGACGCGGACGAGGACGACGAUGGGAACGGCAUCAUUGGUCUUAAACGAAAAGCCCGCGGGGGGUCGUCGAAAGGCGGCGAAAAGGCUCUCAAAACGGUCGUCCAAGAAAUCCGUCCCGGAUUUGAAACUUUCGUCAAGAAAGCAAAGAAAGGCUCUCUGAGCGAAUUAACCGUCGAUGUGCUGAAAACGUACCUGGACGCGCACAAUUUACCGAAAAGUGGGAAUAAAGCGAGCAUAAUAUCGCGCAUUGAAAAACACGCGAAAGAUCUCGAUACCGCCAAAACCGUAAGUGGUUUCGAGGAGGACGGAGCGGCGAAAGAGGACGACGACAUCUUCUCCUCCUUCUAA